Messenger RNA from Echinops telfairi (small Madagascar hedgehog), 1126 nucleotides. RefSeq names its product cAMP-dependent protein kinase inhibitor beta (gene PKIB). Gene Ontology annotation, molecular function: cAMP-dependent protein kinase inhibitor activity. The transcript has 3 exons. Lineage: Eukaryota; Metazoa; Chordata; Mammalia; Afrosoricida; Tenrecidae. The coding region runs from base 181 to 447 and encodes 88 amino acids. The record is from RefSeq and is a predicted model, not a curated record. Gene Ontology annotation, biological process: negative regulation of cAMP-dependent protein kinase activity. Gene Ontology annotation, cellular component: nucleus; cytoplasm.
ACUAUGGGAUGGAAUCUAGUGAGAGAGAUAUCUGCAUUCUAUUCACGAGAUACAUUGCUGAGCUGCUCUGGACCUGUCUACUGAACAUUGAGGAUCAUGGUUACUAUGUAGAUGUUCAGUCAUUAAGAACCAACUGAGAGGAUCAGAGUAAAUGAGCUAUUAAAAAAUCUGUUAUUCUAAAUGGAAGAGAAGGAAGUUAAAGAUGUUGCUAUGAGGACAGAUUCAUCAGAAAUGACUGAUGUGGAGUCUGUGGUCACCAAUUUUGCAUCUUCAGCAAGGACAGGCCGCAGGAAUGCCGUACCGGACAUCCAGGGUUCAGCUGCUGCAGAGGGAACCUCAGAUUUGCCGGCCAAACUGGAGGCUCUCAGCAUGAAGGAAGAUGUAAAAAAGAAAGAUGAAGAAACAACACAAGUGCAAGUGGAAAACUGUCCAAAUGAAGGAAAAUGAAGUCUCGUCUCCUAUCAAAAGUGCUGAAUUUGUGUGCAUUGAAAGACUUAGAGGUUCUCUUUCCUCGGCCGUUCCCAUGUCUUCAUUGGGACAUGCUGUCCUCAGCAACAUGUGUGUUCCAGGAUUUUGUGAUGUUAUUUACUUGGAUUGUAAUCCUGAUAUGUUCUGUAAGCUAGCACAUAAAAGACAGGUUCCUUCCAAAUUACACCUAAGGAAGAGAUAAAGUAUGAUUGCUUAAAUACAUAUCAUUGUCUACAAACUCAACAAAAUUAUUGUUCCCUUAAAAACUUAGUUAGCCAGAUUUAUUUCUAAUUCCAUUUCUAUGGUAAUGGGUAAACUAUUUCUUGGGAAAUAUAAACCAACACCACUAAUUUAAAACAUAUAUUUGUAGCAAAGUGAUUUCUUCUAUUGUUGUUGUGAGGAACAAAAGAAUAAAAUCACAGUGUGUGUAUGUGUGUGUGCAUUGUGUUUUUAACCCCAAAUUUUCUAAAUCCCAAGAUUUGGCAAAGGUGUAAAACCUUGGCAACAUAAAUACCUGUAAGCUUUUUUGGUCUGAUAUCUUUUGCUUCUAGUCUAUGUGUGUAUGGUGAUUUUUCAUGUGAACCCUUAAGAUGCAAAAUCUAUCACAAAUUACUUCUAAGAAACAUACCUAUUAAAUGAAUUUCACUAUGUUCCUUAA